Messenger RNA from Marmota flaviventris (yellow-bellied marmot), 2140 nucleotides. It is a transcript of the gene Rpe65, whose product is annotated as retinoid isomerohydrolase RPE65. The record is from RefSeq and is a predicted model, not a curated record. Lineage: Eukaryota; Metazoa; Chordata; Mammalia; Rodentia; Sciuridae. Gene Ontology annotation, molecular function: beta-carotene 15,15'-dioxygenase activity; all-trans-retinyl-ester hydrolase, 11-cis retinol forming activity; retinol isomerase activity. Gene Ontology annotation, biological process: retinal metabolic process; zeaxanthin biosynthetic process.
CAUUCCUCAGUCGGUGCCAGAACUCUUGAUCCCGCACUGGGAGAAAAUGUCUAUCCAAGUGGAACACCCGGCUGGUGGCUACAAGAAGCUAUUUGAAACUGUGGAGGAACUGUCCUCACCGCUCACAGCUCACGUGACAGGCAGGAUCCCUGUCUGGCUCACCGGCAGUCUCCUUCGAUGUGGGCCAGGACUCUUUGAAGUUGGAUCUGAGCCAUUUUACCACCUGUUUGACGGGCAAGCCCUCCUGCACAAGUUUGACUUUAAAGAAGGACAUGUCACAUACCACAGAAGGUUCAUCCGCACUGAUGCCUACGUACGUGCAAUGACUGAGAAAAGGAUCGUCAUAACAGAGUUUGGCACCUGUGCUUUCCCAGACCCCUGCAAGAAUAUAUUCUCCAGGUUUUUUUCCUACUUUAGAGGAGUGGAGGUUACCGACAAUGCCCUUGUAAAUGUCUACCCUGUGGGGGAAGAUUACUAUGCCUGCACAGAGACCAACUUUAUUACAAAGAUUAAUCCAGAGACCUUAGAGACAAUUAAGCAGGUUGACCUUUGCAACUAUGUCUCAGUCAACGGAGCCACUGCUCACCCCCACAUUGAAAGUGAUGGAACUGUUUACAACAUUGGUAAUUGCUUUGGGAAAAACUUUUCAAUUGCCUACAAUAUUGUAAAGAUUCCUCCACUGCAAGCAGACAAGGAAGAUCCAAUAAGCAAGUCAGAGAUCGUUGUACAAUUCCCCUGCAGUGACCGAUUCAAGCCAUCUUACGUCCAUAGUUUUGGUCUGACCCCCAAUUACAUCGUUUUUGUGGAGACACCAGUCAAAAUUAACUUGUUCAAGUUCCUUUCUUCAUGGAGUCUUUGGGGAGCCAACUACAUGGACUGUUUUGAGUCCAAUGAAACCAUGGGGGUUUGGCUUCAUAUUGCUGACAAAAAAAGAAGAAAGUACCUUAAUAAUAAAUAUAGAACCUCUUCCUUCAACCUCUUCCAUCACAUCAACACCUAUGAAGACAGUGGGUUUCUGAUUGUGGACCUCUGUUGCUGGAAAGGAUUUGAAUUCGUCUAUAAUUACUUAUAUUUAGCUAAUUUACGUGAGAACUGGGAAGAGGUAAAAAAAAAUGCCAGAAAGGCUCCUCAACCAGAAGUUAGAAGAUAUGUACUGCCUUUGAAUAUCGACAAGGCUGACACAGGCAAGAAUUUGAUCACACUCCCCAACACAACAGCCACAGCGAUUCUGUGCAGCGAUGAGACCAUCUGGCUGGAACCUGAGGUUCUCUUCUCAGGGCCUCGCCAAGCAUUUGAGUUUCCUCAGAUCAAUUACCAGAAGUACGGUGGGAAACCUUAUACGUACGCCUAUGGACUUGGCUUGAAUCACUUUGUUCCAGACAGGCUCUGUAAGCUGAACGUCAAAACUAAAGAAAUUUGGGUAUGGCAAGAGCCAGAUUCCUAUCCAUCAGAACCCAUCUUUGUUUCUCACCCAGAGGCCUUGGAAGAAGAUGAUGGUGUAGUUCUGAGUGUGGUGGUGAGCCCCGGGGCAGGACAAAAGCCUGCAUACCUCCUGAUUCUGAAUGCCAAGGAUUUGAGUGAAGUUGCCAGGGCUGAAGUGGAGAUUAACAUCCCUGUUACCUUUCACGGACUGUUCAAAAAAUCCUGAGCAUAUUCUAGCAAGAUGUGUUUAUGGUGACAAAACUAAGAAAACUAGCUUCAGUUCUGCAAUCAAAUUUGUUCAAUUUUAGCCUGCUAUAUGUUGUGUUUUUAACUUGCACAUGCACAUAAUUGUUCAAUGUCUUAUAGAAGAUUUCUGACCAAUCUCUUUUUAAAAAAGUAUUUUCUUGAUAAAAUAGACCAUAACUGAAAAAUUCUUUUAAUAUUUAGCAAUCAAAUAAGACAUUAAUGUGGACUUAUUAAACUGAUUUUUGUUCCUAUAUAAAAGAUAAUUUUAGCUAUCUGCUCUAAUGUUGUUUUUUUAACAUUUAAAACCCAAAGUCUUCUACAUACCUUAUUUGUAUGUAGCUUUGCUGAGUCAAGGCAAAAAGGCUUAAUUACUAAAGUCAAACCAAACUUUCCAGGGACUAUCAUUUAAGAGUACAUAGCAAUUGCUUUGCAUAAAUGUAACUGCUUAAAGAUCCUUAAUGAACUUUAAUCU